This is a messenger RNA of Callorhinchus milii (elephant shark), 725 nucleotides long. It is a transcript of the gene arl16, whose product is annotated as ADP-ribosylation factor-like 16. Gene Ontology annotation, molecular function: GTPase activity; GTP binding. The transcript has 6 exons. Bases 137 to 655 code for a protein of 172 amino acids. The record is from RefSeq and is a predicted model, not a curated record. NCBI's taxonomy places the organism in Eukaryota, Metazoa, Chordata, Chondrichthyes, Chimaeriformes, Callorhinchidae.
CGGCGCGAGCUUUAACGGUCCGACCGCGCGCCCCUGGAUUUAAAGCUCUCGCCAUCGAAACCCCCCCCUCCCCCUCCCCCCACUUUGGAGUUGUUUUUAAUUAUCUAAACGCCGCGGUUUUGCUGUGGCCGCCGCCAUGUGCCUGCUGCUGGGCGCCACUGGGGUCGGGAAAACCCUCCUGCUGAAAAGAUUGCACAAGUUGAGUCUCAAAGAAAAUGUUGCUGAUUUAGGAGAACCUCCAUCUACAUUGCCCACGGUGGGGACUAAUUUAACGGACCUCACAGUUAAUAAAAAGAAGAUCACUAUUCGGGAACUGGGGGGCUGUAUGGGCCCCAUCUGGUCGAGUUACUAUGGAGAUUGUUCAGCUGUCAUAUUUAUGAUCGAUGUUGCCAAUUCCACUCAGAUUUCAGCUUCCUGUAUGCAGCUUCUUUCAGUCCUUGCAGCUGAGGAACUACAGCAGACCUCAGUCCUAAUUCUGUUCAACAAAAUUGACCUUCCCUGUCCCAUGUCAUUCGUGGAAAUGAAAAGUCUAUUCAGACUGGACGACAUCAUAGCGUGUGCUAAACAGCCCCUCAGUGUGCUUGAAGUUAGCUCUCGAGAUGGCAGUGGACUGCAGGAGGUCCUAAAAUGGCUUCGCUCACAUUUCAAGGAUUAGCACCCACCUCUGCAGUCAAGACACUGUGAAUCAGACCCAGAACAAACUUGCCCUAGACCAACCUAUUUCA